AACCCUCCCACCGCCAGAGUGCAACCACUCCAGUGCCCCUCCACCCAAGCCCGAGAGCGCGUGAGGGUUCGCCCCUCCUCUUUUACUCCCCGCCUCCCCUCGCCAGCUUUUUCUUUUUGCAAACAUUCGAUGCAAGGGGGGGAGGGGAGAGUCGCGGCUGGCUGGCUUUGCAUGCAAAAAUGCACUCCUGCAUGCCAUAAACAAGAAUAAUAACAAGAAGAAUAAAGGCGGAGGAGGAGGAAAAAAAGGAAUCGAGGCGUUUCCUUACCCGCUUCCCUUCCCUGCCCCCUCCGCUUGGAUGGGCAGCCUGAGAGCGGGAGGCGGCGGCUGGAGCUGGAAGCGGGCCGUUUGCAAGAGGAUGGGAGGACCGGGGGCAGCAGACGGUGGUCUGGAGCGGUGCUGAGGCCAGGCAGGAUUGCACCCCGUUUUCCUGGCGGCGUUGGCGUUGUUGUUGGGGAGGAAUCGAAUUGCCUGUCUCGGGGAGACCGGCGCGCUCUCCAUUCCUGCGCGCAAACGCCAGCCCCAUUGCGCCCCGGCUUUCUCCCUUUCUGGAUUCAUUCUUCCUCCUGCUGGGGGCGAUGAAGCGGCGGCGGCGGCAGCAGCAGCAGCAGCAUGGCUUUCCUUCGGCAGCAGCCCCGGCUGGCCCACGCCAGGAGCAGCCCGAAGGCUUGGAGGAAGCGGCGUGAAACCUUGGGACGCGGGCCGGGCGCGAGGCAGGCGGUGCAGAUCUCGGCUCUCCGGAGCGCGUCGCCCGUUUCUUCCUGUCUCGUCUUCCCUCGAGGCCGACCGGCCUUGACAGCUGGGAUUUUUCUCUCUCAUCCGCUUCGCUUCUCUCUCUCUCCUCCCAAUUCCUGACAACCUCUUCAGCUGGACGGAUUGAAGUUCAGGGGCGGCGGUUGCAAGUCUCGCUCCGGAUUAUCAACUCACGCCGGUGCGCAUACACCCCCCCUUCCUCUCUCUCCAACCCCUUUUCCUCCUUUCCUUCGCUCCGGGUUUGCCUUUGGAACAUCGGGAUGUCCAUCUACUCCCGUUGCUCCGGAUUGCUCGCGAGGAGGUUUGUGUGGCCUGGAAGGCAGAUGAAAGGAAUUGGCUCCUUGGCCGUUUCAACGCUUGGUUUUUAAAGGAUCCUUUUUACACAUCCAGAGAGAGAGAGAGAUUUAUGCAAAGAGAACAAGCUUGCGCAUCGUGUUUUUGUGUUUUGGUUCCUUCCUCUUUUAAAAUAUUGGACCCAAGUUGGAAGGGAACUGCGCCGAUUUUCUCUGGGCUUGUUUUUUGGACCUUCUUCCCCCCCUUUUUUUUUCCUGGAUAAGCAACGCCAUGUCGGCUAAAGAGAAUCCCUGCAGGAAAUUUCAAGCCAACAUUUUUAAUAAAAGUAAAUGCCAGAAUUGUUUUAAGCCUCGGGAGUCGCACCUGCUCAAUGAUGAAGAUUUGAACCAGGCCAAGCCUAUUUAUGGUGGAUGGCUCUUGCUGGCUCCAGAAGGCACUGAUUUUGACAAUCCUGUGCACCGCUCUCGGAAAUGGCAACGGCGGUUCUUCAUCCUCUACGAGCACGGCCUCCUCCGCUACGCCUUGGACGAAAUGCCCACCACCUUGCCACAGGGCACCAUCAACAUGAACCAGUGCACGGACGUCGUGGAUGGGGAAAGCCGGACCGGGCAAAAGUUCUCCCUCUGCAUCUUAACCCCUGAGAAGGAGCACUUCAUCCGGGCUGAGAACAAGGAGAUCAUCAGCGGGUGGCUAGAGAUGUUGGUUGUCUACCCAAGGACGAACAAGCAGAAUCAAAAGAAGAAAAGGAAAGUGGAGCCCCCAACUCCACAGGAACCCGGCCCGGCAAAGAUGGCUGUGACCAGCAGCAACAUCCCCAGCGCAGAGAAGAUCCCAACCACCAAGUCGACCCUUUGGCAGGAAGAAAUGAGAAGCAAAGACCAAACUGAUGGCAAUGGGGGCAUCAGCCCAGCCCCGAGCCCUGUGCAAGGCCAGCCUCCCCCAGGCUGCUCCCUGAAGGAACUGACGCUGGAAAGCAAAGAAGAUGAGAGCGCCAUGAACGGGGACCGAAACGACGGUGGACGGAAGACACGCGUAGAGAGCGGCUACUUUUCCUUGGAGAAGGCAAAGCAAGAUGGAAAGCCGGAAGAGCAGCAAUUGCCGACCCCACCGUCCCCUCCCAGCCCUGGCACCCCUAACAACAGGUACAGUGACCCCCAAUUGCCCUCUCUGGAGCAGAGCCGCCCUUUUCCUUCCCCAGGUCCCCAGCCAGGGAGUCGAAUGGUUUACAGCUUCUCUCUCAGUUCUCUGGACCCGACACACGACUCUUCCUCCACGCCCAAGGACUCCACGGUCAGAGAGGGGGCGAGGGGAGCGGAGAGACCUGGCUGCCCCCUGUCCUUUAAAGCCAGCCGGCAGUACGCCACCCUGGCCGACAUCCCCAAGGCCAUUAGGAUCAGUAACCGGGAGGCCUUCCAGGCGGAGCGGAAGCAGAUCGAGUGGAGGGCCCGGGCCCGCAGCCCAGGGCGGGAAGAAGUGGCUCGGCUCUUCGGCAACGAAAGGAGGCGCUCCCAGGUAAUUGAGAAAUUUGAGGCGUUAGAUAUUGAGAAUGCUGAACACAUGGAGAUCAGUGCCUUCUCUGGGCCCGCCCUCUCCAGCGAGACUCGGCAGGGCAGAAGUGAGAAGAGGGUUUUCCCCAGGAAACGGGACUUUGCUGCCGAAACGGCCACUGGCUCCAUCCUGGAUGCGUCGACUUCUCUUCUGUCCCCCCAUCGUAGAGCCAAAUCACUGGACAGAAGGUCUACAGAGUCCUCCAUGACGCCUGACCUGCUGAACUUCAAGAAGGGAUGGCUGACCAAGCAGUAUGAGGACGGGCAGUGGAAGAAACACUGGUUUGUGUUGACGGAUCAAAGCCUGAGAUACUACCGGGAUUCUGUGGCAGAGGAGGCAGCUGAUUUGGAUGGGGAAAUUGACUUGUCGACAUGUUUUGAUGUCACGGAAUACCCUGUCCAGCGGAACUAUGGCUUCCAGAUCCACACUAAAGAAGGAGAGUUCACCCUCUCUGCCAUGACUUCGGGCAUUCGUCGGAACUGGAUCCAGACGAUUAUGAAGCACGUUCGCCCCACCACAGCUCCAGAUGUGACCAGCUCUUUGCCAGAGGAGAAAAGCAAAACUAGCUCAUCCUUUGAGGCCUGUCCCAAAGGAAGUGAGAAGCAGGACACUGAGCAAGCCGAGGUUGACCCUGAACACAAGCGCAGCCGCGCCCGGGAGCGCAGGCGAGAGGGUCGUUCUAAAACAUUUGACUGGGCUGAGUUCCGCCCCAUCCAGCAAGCCCUGGCGCAGGAGCGAGCCAGCGGGGCAGAGGCUUCCAAAGGCAGUGCCGCGCCUUUCCCCAAGGAGCCUGGUGCCUCCGAUGAGGACCCUGGGGAACUUGAGAGAGAACGUGCCCGGCGGAGAGAGGAGAGGCGCAAGCGCUUUGAGAGCCUGGAUGCCGCUGAUGGAGGAGGCCCAGAAGACUUCUCCAGGAUGGAGGUGGACAGGCUCCCGGGGUUGCCCCUCACUUCGGAAACCAAGCCACAGAGUGUUCACGUGGAGAUAGAGCAGCGGUGGCACCAGGUAGAGACAACCCCUCUGCGGGAAGAGAAGCAAGUCCCCAUCGCCCCUUUGCACCCUGCACACUCAGACGACAGCAGUGAGACACUCCACAAGCAGCACCUCACCACACUCCUGGAGAAGGAGCUGGAGCAGAGCCAGAAGGCAGCCUCGGAACUACUGGAGCAGAACCGCGUCCUGCAGGACCAGCUGAAAGUAGCCUUGGGCCGUGAGCAGAGUGCCCGGGAAGGCUACGUCCUGCAGACUGAGGUGGCCACAUCCCCAUCGGGGGCCUGGCAGAGGCUCCAUAAAGUCAACCGAGACCUCCAAAGUGAGCUGGAAGCCCAGUGUCAGCGCCAGGAGCUGAUCAACCAGCAGAUCCAGUCCCUUAAGCGCAGCUAUGGAGAGGCAAAGGACGUCAUCCGGCACCACGAGGCGGAGAUCCAAAGCCUGCAAGCCAGACUGAGCAAUGCUGCCGCAGAGCUCUCCAUCAAAGAGCAGACUCUGGCGAAGCUGAAGAGUGACUUGAAGGCUGAGAAGAAGAAAGCUCAGGAGCAGGUGGGUGAGUGGCAGCACAGCGGAGCCGCCCUGAGCUCCCAGCUGAAAGCCAGCGAGCAGAAGCUGAAGAGCGCCGAAGCGCUCCUGUUGGAAAAGACCCAAGAGCUGCGGGAUCUGGAGACGCAGCAGGCUUUGCAGCGGGACUGCCAGAAAGAAGUGCGGCGGCUGCAGGAUCGGAUUGCUGACCUGAGCGAGCAGCUGAGUGCCAGUGAGCAAUCUCAGGUGUUGAUGGAAGAGAAGCUCCAGAGGAAUUACGAGGCCUUACUAGAGAGCUGUGAGAGGGAGAAGCAGGUUUUGAUCCAGAGCCUGAAAGAAGCCGAGGAUAAAGCUAGCGAGUGUGAGGAUCAGCUUCAGAAUCAUGAGCAGCAGAUAGAAGUCCUGCAGAAAGAGAAACUGACUGCCACAUUCGAAAGCGGGGAAAUUGUCCAUCAGCUGGAAGAGCAGCUAGAAAUGAAGGAAGCCAGCAUCCGGAAGCUCACUGAGCACAUAAAGAGCCUUGAGGAAGAAAGGGAUCGGAUUAAGUGCCGGUUCCAGGAGCUGAUGAACCAAGUUGCAGAGUCGGAUAAUGAGGUUGGCAAGUUGCAAGCCAAGCUGCAACUGGAAGAGAGCAACUACCACACUCUAGAGUGCUCCUACAAGGUGGUGUCAGGGCAGUUCCAGAACUUGCAGGCGGUCCUGAAAGAAAAGGAAGAGGAGUUAAGGGUGGUGAGGGAAGCCCACUUGAGAGUUGUUGAGAAGAAGGACCAGGAGUUUGGCCAGCCUUUUGUAAAAAUGGCUACUGCAAGUAGCAAUCUAGAGAAAAUGAAAGGAAAUCAGCAAACCAAAGGAGAUGUGUUAGAAACAUCAGCUGAUGAGAGUUUAGCACUAUGUGUUGUGACAGACAUAGCUGAUGCUGGUCAAGUUGUGGAGCCAGCACAACAUGCAGAGAUUCAAGGAAGACUUCCAGUCAUAAAUUGCAUGCUCACUGAUGAUCAGAGCCUCAAUACCAGCCACGGGCAGAUAGACAAACAUUCAGCAAUGAACAUAGAAGAGUGUAAGUCUACAGCAAAGCCUGUAGACCUUCAAGAGAGGGAGAUCUGUCAGAAGGACUCUGCAAAAACUGAUACAGAAAUCCCAGGAGCCAAAAGGCAAAGGAUACGUUUCGCCAACAUUCAGUGCCAGAAAUAUAUUCACCCCGAUGGGUCAGACAAGACUUGGACCAGCAGCACUUCAUCAGACACGAGCCAAGACAGGUCAUUUUCUGAGGACAGCAUGUCAUUGGAACCAGCUCCAAGUUACCCAGCCUCAGGGGAUUCUGAGACUUACCUGACUAUCAUCCACGCCCUGGAAACCAAACUUUACAUCACAGAAGAAAAGCUCAAAGAUGUAACCAUGAAACUUGAAAGCCAACAUGGUCAUAAUCAAGAUACUCUCAUCACACUUCAUCACCAGUGGGCCAGCACAGAAGCACAGCUUAGGGAACAACUUCAGGAUAGCUUGACUCAAGUCAGCAUGCUGGUUUCGCAGUUGGAAAACGAGAAGCAAGAAAAAAUCAAGCUGAUUGAGAAUCAUAUCCAUAAGCUGGGAGGGUUCCAUGGGAGAAACAAACAAGCCUUGAUGUGCUUAAAGCAAUGCAGAGAACAGCUAAGAACUUUGCCCAGAUCUGACAAGGGAAAAGAGAGAGAGAUGUUUCUGGGUGCCCUAUCCGGCAUAGAAACUACUUUAUCUGAUGCGGUCCUUGUGUUAGAACAGACGCUUUCAUUGCCUGACCACCAUCCAAAAGAAUGGUCUACAACCCAAGCUUUGCAUCCGGAAAUCAGCUGCCUGGGGGAGGAGAAAGCGUUUCUCCAGCAGCAGCAGCAAAUGGACUUUUCUGAACAAGACCAGUUGAGGUUGCUUUCCAGGAGGGUGGCCUUUGAAGCCUGCUUGAUCAACCAGAUAGCAGAGUCUCUGAGAGAUGCAACUUCCAAGAUUUCUUUAGCCUUUAGAGAGAUUCACGGUACAGUGGAUGCAGUCUUGUUAGAGCCUUCAAAUAUUUCACAUACCGCAGUGGCCUUGGCUGACAUCUUAUCUAAACAGCUGGUGUUGGAAGAUGAGUUUUGGAGCCAUGUAGAGGAAUUAAGGAAGCAUUUGAGUGCCAAGGAAGAAGAUGGUAAGAGGAAGGAGGAGAGCCAGAGUUUAACUGUCCCACAAUGUCUCAUUCAUUCAGUGGCAGAUAAUACACUGAUUAAAUCAGAGCUGAGUUUUGUUGCACAGAAAAUGAGAGAGUCCUUUCAUCAGAGAUUAAAGGCCAUUGAAGAAGACCUCCACAACACCAGAACAGCCCUUCAGCAACAUAAGUGCAUGUUGGAGGAAAUCAUUAAAGCAUACAGGACUCCUGAAUUUGAUGGGGUUAUGCAUCAGAUUUCCAAAGCCCUUGAAAUCCAAGAGGGAAGUUCAGAAAAUGUUCAGUCAGCUUGGGAUGUGACCCUUCAUGACUGCAUGCCAGAAGCCCACACUUUGCAGGAUCUUAGCAGUCAAGCUCUGGCUGCUGUUCAGGAUGAACUUGCUGAGCAGCUCAAAGACAGAGCAAAUGUCCUGAAAGAAAUAUCCAUUGCUCUCCUGUCUCUGUGCCCUGAAGAUGCCCUGAAAGAUUGCCACAAGCUCCUAAAGAUUUCUUGCAGUCCUCCCUACGAUACGUGUAUGGGGGAUCUUGAACGUUACUCCUCUCUACUAGUUCAAGAUGCAAUUAUCCAGGCCCAGGUAUGUUAUGGGGCUUACAGAGCAAGGUUGGAGUAUGCAAAGCAGGCAAGGCUAUACAAAGAGUCCCUGCACAAUGUAGAUGCUCUGUGUCAGGAACGCAUAAGGGCAGUUGCUGCCCUCAGAGAGGAGUAUGAAGAACUGCUGCGAAAACAGCAGAGCAGAUAUGCUGAGAUGAUUGCUGUGCUCGAAAGAGAGAAUGCAGACCUCAGAGCCAAAGUCGAGCAGUUUGAUAAUCAGCGGAAACUCCUGGAAGAGGAGGAACAUAAGCAGAGCAAAAAAAUGCUGGAGCUUCAGGGCACAUACGAAGAGGAGAUCCGGAAUGUGGUUGAGCAGUUAAACAAGACUGAAGACAUUCUGAACGCAGAACGAACUGAAGGGCUUCACCGACUAGAUGCCCUUGUGCGAGACAAGCAGAACUUAGAAAGGUACCACCUUGAGCAAAUUCAGACCCUGGAGGACAAGUUCCAAGUCCAGAUGAAAGAACUGCAGGCCCUCCACAAUGAGGAACUGCAGACCUUACAGGAGCACUACAAGCAGGACCUGCAGCGCUUGCAAGAAUCUUUGGAUGAGUACCGGAAGCCGCACCCAGAAGCGCUGCCCAUUGUAGCAUCAGGCGCAGGAGAAGCAUGGGCUGUAGAUCAGCUGGACAGCGGGAUGCAGGCUUCGGAGAGCGAGCUGAACGCCGUGCAUGGUCUGAGAGAGCGCAUUCAAGAGCUGGAAGCCCAAAUGAACAUCAUGAGAGAUGAGCUGGAGAACAAGCACCUUGAGGGGAAUGCGUCUACUCUGAGGGAGAAAUACCAGAAAGAUUUUGAGAAUCUUAAGGCCACGUGUGAACGUGGGUUUGCUGCUAUGGAAGAGACUCAUCAGAAAAAGAUAGAGGACUUGCAAAGGCAGCAUCAUCGAGAGCUGGAGAAGCUGCGGGAGGAGAAAGAUCGCUUGCUAGCAGAGGAGACGGCAGCUACCAUCUCAGCUAUAGAAGCCAUGAAGAAUGCCCACCGGGAGGAGCUUGAGCGGGAGCUGGAAAAGACCCAGCGCUCGCAGAUUAGCAGCAUCAACUCGGACAUCGGAGCACUCCAGAGGCAAUACCUGGAGGAGCUGCAGUCUGUCCAGCGUGAACUUGAAGUUCUCUCAGAGCAGUAUUCUCAGAAGUGUUUGGAAAAUGCUCACUUGGCCCAGGCCCUGGAAGCAGAGAGGCAGGCCCUCCGUCAGUGCCAACGGGAGAACCAAGAGCUCAAUGCGCACAACCAGGAGCUGAACAACCGCCUGGCUGCAGAGAUCACGCGAUUACGGACCCUGCUGACUGGGGAGGGUGGAGUAGAGACGGCUGGCUCUCCUCUCACCCAAGGCAAGGAUGCCUACGAGUUGGAGGUCUUGCUGAGAGUCAAGGAAUCGGAAAUACAGUACUUGAAGCAGGAAAUCAGCUCCUUGAAGGAUGAACUGCAAACAGCAUUGAGGGACAAGAAAUAUGCCAGUGAUAAGUACAAAGACAUCUACACAGAGCUCAGCAUCGUGAAGGCCAAAGCGGACUGCGACAUCAGCAGGUUAAAAGAGCAGCUCAAGGCAGCCACCGAAGCCCUUGGUGAAAAGUCCCCAGAGAACACCACAGUGUCUGGAUAUGAUAUCAUGAAAUCCAAAAGCAACCCUGAUUUCUUGAAGAAAGACAGGACCAGUGUUGGGCGGCAACUAAGAAAUAUCAGGUCAAAGAGUCUGAAGGAAGGCCUGACAGUGCAGGAGCGUCUCAAGCUCUUUGAAUCCAAGGACUUGAAGAAAGAAUAGUUCUCUCCUUCCUAUUCAGCUUGACCAUAUGCAUCUCCUUGCUUGUGGCAUCACAGCACAAGCACCCUUGUUUUUUGUUCUCUAGGAUCCUCGUUGCUGUUGCUUCUGUAUGGUUUUUUUGUAUGGAUGCUCCAGAAGAUAAGACUGAAAAAUGCCGGCAGUUCUUCUGUAUACCAUCAAAUGGACUCCCCAACUACUAGCCCUGACUUAGGAAGUUUGUAGUCUUGGCAAGAGAGCAGGGAAAUAUUGGGGGCACACACCCCUUUUACUCUCCACAAAUACAUCCUUCCUACUGUAAAUCUAUUACACUAAGUGUCAGUAUUAAGGCUCAACAGCCUAUUCAUAAGCUAGCUCUGUUUUACCAAAUGCUUUGGUAUAGUAACAGGGCCCUGGAAGGGGUGGGUGGGAAGCAACACACUGUGCUUAGCUCUGCUGUUUUUGGGAGUAACCCUAGCACUUAGGAGUAUGCUUUGGGUCAAAUUUUGCACCACUGAAGCAAAACUUGCAAAACCUGUUUUAAGCCUCCUUAGUCAAGCUUGACUGUUGCAAGAACAACAAAAGAUUGGCUUACUGUUACAGAAAGAGACAUUUGCAACAGUCCUGAUUUGUAUCUUGUUUAGUUUAGCUGUGUGGUCGAAUUUGGAAUUUCCCCCCUUCAUUUAGCUUAGAAUCCUACUGAAAACCUUUUAUUUAGUUGGUUUGCAGAUAGAUUACAGGCAUUGAGGAGUCAAAGACUCCCUCUAAAAUUAAUUAGUGUAACAAAUGUACAGGCUCUUGGAGGAAUGUACCCAUUAAGAUCACCAGUGAAUAGUGGCCUCCUCCUAUCCACACUUCAGGGCAAGGUCAUGCCAGAAACCACCCUUUCUUCCAGUUUCAGUGGGAUGCAUCUGCCUAUGUGUACAUAGCGCAAUAUGGCUAAAAAUUUUCUCCCAUCAAAUCUGUCAAACAAAAGUUCUGUCCAGACAUUGAGAAAUUUUUUUUCCCCUUAAGAAAUGUUUUACAAUCCUUACGCUGGUCCUCUGGAAGCAGGAGGAUAGCUUCCAACAUGUAAUCAGUGGGAAUGAUACAAACUCUACAUUGCAGGGCUCAUUACAAAGCAGGUAAGACUUGGCAUGCUUGGCAUGCAAGAGGUGUUUGGAGAUCAGGUCAGAUCAGUCUCUCAAGCAGAGGUAACGUCAGAAAUGGAGGCUUGCCCUUUAUAUUGACUUAAUGGGUCUCAAAACAGUUUAAGGAAAGAGUCUUCUGCAUGUUCGUGUAAGUUGGAAGCAUCUGCAUGUGGAAAUUCAGUUGCAAGAUGUCAGUGGAGAGGUCUUGAACAGCAGGGGAAUGAUAAACUUAAAAUGGCAUGUCAAAAUUUCAAGAUUUCUGUGCCAUUAUUUGUCUGCAACAAAACAGUUGUAUAGACCCGUUUGACACACACACACACACUGGGCCCAAUGACAUAGGCAGUGAAUAUUUGAUAUAUUGGGUUUUAGAGCCAAUGGUUUUUCCCCCCAAACAGAAAUAGAGAUGCUUUGAACAAUGCAUGUGAUUUUUUUUUUUUAAAGUAGAUGAGCAUUGCUCUGUUGAAAUACUUAUAGCUUCAGUGCCACAAAUGAAGUGCUGGGCAGUUAAUUAUACCAAACUUAUGGGCAAGGUGGCUUUGGUAUUUUAAAGUCUUACCUGCCUUUCUGAUUAUUGUAUACCCAUUCAUUCUGUAGUUUCCAGCUUGCUUGAGGCACAUUUCUGCUCUGCAAUUUAUUCAGACUAAAUAUUUUUAGCUUUUGGGCAGACAAAUCUGUACAGUGAGGCUAGGUAGAGCAACCCAUCCCUUUUGCAGUUUCAUCCUGUGUUUAAUGCCUGAUUAGAGAGACACUUUUGCAUCAGUGAAAUUGAGUAGUUUCCAAAUAAAAACUCUGGAGCAAGGCAUAUUAGGGUAAAUGAGGCCACAAUGUGCAUAUUCUUCAUGUGCCUUUAAUGUGUCAUAAUGAUGCUGUUCUGUGCACCCUUGCUGGUAAUAAUGGCUAAAGCAAAAAGGCUGUAAGCUUCUUUGCUAUUAUGCAACGUUCCUUCAAAAGCUCUUGCUAUUUUGGAACAGGGUGGGAUCCAGGGCAGAUAUUUUGCUGCUUUCUUCCUGCAGUGUCUGGCAACUUCUUUUUUAAGUCAGGUAUGAAAUGGAUAUGGUUUGGCUGGCUUUCAUUUGGUGCCCCUAGUGGUUUACCCACACCCUCAGACUGCAAAGAACUGUUAGUGUAUAAUGGGGGGAAAACAGUUUAGCAUCCUAUAGUGUGGCUAAGGGGGAAGUUGAUAUGCAUUGGAGGCAGAGUUUAACACUGACUAGGCUUUUAGCUGGGCAGAAGAAACUUGUUUUUCUUCAUGUGCCUGCAACUUAAGAAAAACCUGCCAGUGGAGCAAAUUAUCUCAUGCAAAACUGUUGCAGAUGGAUUUGGUGUUAAUCCAUAUACUUCCUUUAAAAAAAAAAAAGACAUGCCUCCUCUAAGAUCAGAAUAGCGAGUGCAUGAUAUUUAAAUUGAGGUAAAAGAGUACAGCAACCAACUUUCCUUUUGCUCAAGAAAGUCUAUACUGUUGUGACCCAGUUGCUCCAAAGCAAGUUGGCAUUCUAGUUGUCUUUCUUGAACGGCUCUUAAAGGGCACAGUAUAUACAUUGUGGGAAUAAAUAGGUAUGUUCUAUUGCAAGGUGCUGCAUUUUACACAAGCCUACACUACAAAAUAACUGUGGUCUCAGUGAAAGUUCAGCAAAGAUGGAUGUACAGUAUAAAUACACUUGCAUAAUGGCUUCUUAAAUCUUGUCUGUUGCAGAUGAUUUUUUCUUCUCUCCUUUUGAAGCAGAAUUGAGGCUUCUAUUAAUGCAAUUUGUUUUCCUUUAUCCUAUUAAAAAUGGAAAAGGAGGAAUGCUUGUGCGGAUGUGCAAAUUCCAAGCAGGCUGUUUUUCCUGUGGCAGAGGCUGCCUGCAAGUGGCCCUGUGUGCCGUUCUUAAGAUGUGUCACUUUUUGUAAUGACAACAUACUUGAUUAGAAUCCCACUGGACGUUUUGCAUUUUGGUGGCUCAUAUGCAGUACUUAGUUUGUUGUGAACACUUUAAGCACAUACACACUCAGUGUAGCUCAUCUUUCCUUUGUAAUUUUUUUCAUUUUUUUAAAAAAAGCUUUGUUAUUCUCUUUAAAAAUAAUUUAAAACCUGUAUAGUAUUCAAAGCACGCAAUGUAAAUAUUUAUUACUCAAAAAAUAGUGGAGGGUUUUUUGGGGUGAAUUUUUAAAAAUCUUGUUCUAAUACAAUGUCCUUUUGACUUGGAAAAGUAACCUGAUAAACCCACUCUAUGUCCCCUUAAAGAAUGUUUGUUGGUUUGUUUGAACAUUAUAAAUAUAUUUUUAAAUUUCUCGUGAUACCUUUUUAGUUUUGAAAAUGCCUGUCCAAAGGCCAUGUACUGUGUUUCAAAACUUUAAACUACUUACCUAUACAUUAAUUUUCUUCUUCUUUCAGUUCAAUAAUCUUAUAGCUGACAGUGGCAUAAACAACUUGGGUGUGCAUAUAUACUACAUAUGAUUGCAAAGAGUAGUCUGUCUAUAUAUUAACAGUGGUAGCUAUUCUGUUGCUAAACAUACGUCAAUAUUUUUGCAUGGUAACUUGACACUUGUGGAGUAAACAAAGGAUUUCUAUAAGGGAAUGGAGUAGAUUUUGAUUCUUGCAACCCACACAUUCUUUUCAAGUUACAUGGCAUGGUGUUGAACAGCAUGGCAGAAUAUGGUUAAUAUAGGAUGAUUAUUCAAUUUACUGUUACACUGUAUUUCAUUACAAUGUAGUUUCAACAGAGUUACAGUGCUGGGGCCAUCUUUUCUACUAGAAUAUGGAAAGGAGGUGUGAAUCCAUUACUGACUGCAUGACAUGGAGAACAAUUAUACACAUGUAAACAAACGUCUUGCUUUUCCCAGUGGUGCUUGGCAGCCUCAAGCCAUGCCUUGAAAUCUACUAGAGUAAAGGAAUGUGGGAUAGUUGACAGCAGAACCCUGUCUAGUGCCAACAGAAAUAACCCAUCUAAUCAGUGAGGAUUGAUUUAGCGUUGUCCUUUCAGCCUGCCAGUAGAAGACCAUUGCUUCUAAUCAAAUUUUAAAACAGCAACAAUUGCCUCUAAGAGAAAUAGCUGAUAGCUUCUAAGGGUGCAUUUUGUUUUUGAGUAGCAAAAGCCUGUAUUUAAUACAUUCCUCCCACAUGGAACUUGCUUGGACAAAAUGUAUGUGUGGCAAAGAAGGUGAGGCAUGCACUACACUAUUUGAGCUCACUAUUUGAGCUCUUCCUCAUGCCCACUCAACAUCAGCUAAAAGUAAUCAGAUUUUAUUGUAAACCUGCUUGAUUGACAAGCGAACCUACAGAAACAUCCUCUCCAAAGUGACCACCACCAAACUGAAUCAUAAAGUGGUCAUCCAAGCAUCAAGCAUGAAGACAAUGUUCAAUUACUACAGUCAUGCAAGAUUCAGAGGCAGAACAGCCAGGAGGUUUGGGGGGGGGGGGGCUGUGCUGCUAACCAUCAAAAUAGGAACUCGCAUGCAAGAGAAGCAGAUUUAAAUAAAACCAGUUCAAUUAGGGAGGUCUUCACAAAUCUGUCUGGCAAACAACUAUGUCCAAUCUAACUUUCUUUUUGCAAAGAAUGGUUUGCGCCGCCUCCUAUAAGUCUGAAAGGUAUCUUUCUCCGCUUGUUUUGUUUUCAUGCUUUUAAGAGCUAUUUCCUCCUUCCACGUUCCCUGUAAUAGAAGUACCACUUGUGUCACAGUAUUUAUUCCUUACAAACCUUGUGUGACAUGCUAGGGUUCCCAUGGAUGUAGCUGAUGAUUUUUUGUAAAUAUUAAUUACUUAACUAUACAUAAAACUAUAUCGUAAUAAACUAUUUUUGCACCACUCUUA
This is a messenger RNA of Rhineura floridana, 13527 nucleotides long. RefSeq names its product myosin phosphatase Rho interacting protein (gene MPRIP). Lineage: Eukaryota; Metazoa; Chordata; Lepidosauria; Squamata; Rhineuridae. The record is from RefSeq and is a predicted model, not a curated record. The transcript has 24 exons. The coding region runs from base 1318 to 8631 and encodes 2437 amino acids. Gene Ontology annotation, molecular function: actin filament binding. Gene Ontology annotation, biological process: actin filament organization. Gene Ontology annotation, cellular component: actin cytoskeleton.